CAACUGAAUCUGAUUCCAAUUGUUAACAGAUUACUAGUGGAGAUGUAUGAGAGAAGAGGAAGAUACAGAUGAACAGAGAGAUACAGCAGAGAGCUGGUAGCGCCGUGAUGGCUGGAAACAAGUGGAAGUUUAGGUUAUUACAUUUCAUACCCUCUCAUACAGUCCUCACAAGUAUUAAUACGGCUGCUACUCACUAGUUCACCCAGUUGGGCCCGAAUACGCGCAUAUUCUGCUUCGUGGGCCUUUUGCUGUCUUGGCGCAGCCCACCUGACACUUCUCCAGCUUCACCAUCUUCAGCUGAUUCACUGAUGUGGCUAAUAGAGAGACGCUUCCUGGGCCGCUGCCCCCCGAGACGGAAGACGGGGGCAUCGCUGUCGGUGGGCGCGUAACCCUAGGCACGCGUUGCUCGAUCUGGUGAAUGGGGGAGAGGGGAUUGGGGUAGGGGUGGGUGGGGUAGUGGCGGUGGAGGGAGAUAUUGCGAUUGGUUUUUUGAAGUUUUUUUUUCGAAAGGUGCAGCGGGUUCGGGGGAGGCGGUGUGGGCGAAAAUGAGGGUUGAUUUGGAAUAAACAGAAAGGUCUUAUUGCAAAAAUAUGACGCACGACUAAUACUUAAAUAUAGUAAAGAUAUAUACCGUGUUACUAAUUUUGGUUUGGCACUUUGGUCCGUCAAUUAAUCAGUCGUCGUCACCAAAACACAUGCAUGCAUGCGUGUGCGCCGGUCAAUGCAAAUCGCCAUACGCCAGUCGUUGCUCCUGUCCUCUCCGAUCUUGCGUCGUUGUGCUAGUUUUUGCUGGCUCUUUUGAUUAAUUUGCUGCAUGCGUCGUUGAUCGGAGUCGGAGAUAGAUCAUGGUGGGCUGCUUUGCAUGCUUCAAGCCAGCGGGUGACCAAGAGGCGGACGAAGAGGCGCCACUGCCGUCGACGUCGAGGAGGCGCGGUCGGAGCCUGCGAUUGCCGUCGUGUUCGUCGUCCAACAAGGGUAACCAGCAAGCCGAUAACCCAAUAGCGGCGGCGUCGAGCAGCAACGUCGACAGCAGAGCCCGCGCGUUCACCUACGACGAGCUCGCGGCGGCAACGGAAAACUUCCGUGCGGAGUGCUUGCUGGGGGAGGGCGGUUUCGGGCGCGUGUACCGGGGCCGUCUGGAGAGCGGGCAGGUGGUGGCGGUGAAGCAGCUGGACCGCGAGGGCGUGCAGGGCAACCGCGAAUUCGUGGUGGAGGUGCUGAUGCUGAGCCUCCUGCACCACCCCAACCUGGUGAACCUUGUGGGCUACUGCGCCGACGGCGAGCAGCGGCUGCUGGUGUACGAGUACAUGGCGCUGGGGUCGCUGGCUGACCACCUGCUGCUGGACACCAGCAGCAGGGACAAGGGCAACGCCGCUCCCGAGCAGGAGCAGCGCGCGCUGAGCUGGGAGACGCGCAUGCGCGUCGCGCUGGGCGCCGCCCGGGGGCUGGAGUACCUGCACGAGACGGCCAACCCGCCCGUGAUCUACCGCGACCUCAAGUCCUCCAACGUCCUCCUCGACGACGCCCUCUGCCCCAAGCUCUCCGACUUCGGGCUCGCCAAGCUGGGCCCCAUCGGCGACCGGUCCCCGCGCGUGAUGGGCACCUACGGCUACUGCGCCCCCGAGUACGUGCGCGCCGGCACCAUCACCGUCAAGGCCGACGUGUACAGCUUCGGCGUGCUGCUGCUGGAGCUCAUCACCGGGCGGCGCGCCGUGGACUCCACCAGGCCCACCGCGGAGCAGCUGUUGGUGGCCUGGGCUAUGCCCAUGCUCCGGGACAGCAAGAGGUACCGCGAGCUGGCCGAUCCGCUCCUGCGAGGGGGCUUCCCGGAGAGGGACCUCAAACAGGCCGUGGCCGUGGCCGCCAUGUGCCUGCAGGAAGAGGCAUCCGCUCGCCCGCUCAUGAGUGACGCGGCCAUGACGCUGGCAUACCUCGCAGAAGCGGCGGCGUCGGCAGCGGCAAGCAGCAGUACUAGCUAAUAUACUUCUAAGCUAGAUGGAAUAGUACUGGCCAGAUAGAACACGUAUGGCUAGCUACUAGCCUAUUAGGGGCAAUAGGCACUAGGCAGGCAGCACGGAUUGGAUGUCAAUAUGUCAUGGAUGAGUCCAUCAAAAUUUCUCUCUGUUUAGCUUUGUAUACGUCCAUGCAACAGUUAAGGUGACGUUUGAAUGCACCUAUUUAGCUUCUAAAAUUAGUUGAAAAUA
This is a messenger RNA of Zea mays, 2204 nucleotides long. RefSeq names its product probable serine/threonine-protein kinase PBL25. Bases 846 to 1979 code for a protein of 377 amino acids. The record is from RefSeq and is a predicted model, not a curated record. Lineage: Eukaryota; Viridiplantae; Streptophyta; Magnoliopsida; Poales; Poaceae. Gene Ontology annotation, molecular function: ATP binding; protein kinase activity. The transcript has a single exon. Gene Ontology annotation, biological process: protein phosphorylation.